AUGCGCAAGCAAGUUGAUAGAGCCAUUGGUGUUAAAAAUGCCGAUGAAAUUAGUACAACUGCUCAUGAUAUUGAAGUUGCACGUGGUAUUCGUAUUUCUACUGAUGAUACAAUUUGUGAUGUUCAACAUAUUCUUAUUAAUUGUCAUACUGAUGAUGGUGGUACUGGUACUCAAACACAAGCUAGUCGUAUUCAAGAUAUUGAUAAUAUUGAAGCAUUUGAUGCUGGUGUACCAACUACUGAAGUGAUAAUCUAUAGCUGCGGCGAAAAAGAAUAA
Messenger RNA from Rotaria sp. Silwood2, 276 nucleotides. Lineage: Eukaryota; Metazoa; Rotifera; Eurotatoria; Philodinida; Philodinidae. The record is from the annotation of a GenBank genome assembly.